GUAGUGGGAGCCAUGAGCAUGACAAUUGCUUUCCAGGUUUUUAAUGUGUGCCACAUAGAGAAGACCCCUGGUUGUAUCUUGGGAGCUCUGACAAGCCCAUGCUUUUGGCAGUAAGCGUUGUAACAGCUGUGAUGAGGCCACUAGUUCCUUGCCAGAGAGUUUGACCACAGAGAGUCGCCAAGAUAGCUGGGCCAGGAAGAAAACGUCGCACCCCUGACCCAGACUCCAUUACCGACCCCGGUGGGCCGUUUGUGUCCUCCAAACGGCUGAAAAUGUCCAGCAGCACCAAUGCCCCUGGCCAGAGGAGAGUGUCUCGGGGCUUGGACGAUGCCACCAACAAGAAGAAGCAGAAGGAUCGAGCCAACCAGGAGAGCAAGGAAGUGUCUCGCCCUGAGCUUGAGCAGGCUGAGACCGCCCAGGAGAAGGACUCAGAAGAGGAGCUGCUGCUGGACUGGAAGCAGAACGCUGACGAGAUCAUUGUCAAGCUGAACUUGGGCAGUGGAGCUCUGAAGGUGGAGGAUGUGGAUGCUGCUUUCACCGACACGGACUGUGUGGUCAAACUACCAGAUGGGCGCCAGUGGAGCUGUCAGUUCUAUGAGGAGAUUGAGAGCUCCUGCAGCAAGGUCCAGUGCAAGAAGGGCAACUUUCUACAGCUUGUGCUUCAGAAGAAGAUCCCACUGCAUACCUGGUCUUCGCUUCUGAAGAGAAGGAAAGACGGAUCCAAAGAGCUGGCCAAAGGGGCCGUGUGCUGGGAGAACGGGAAGGAGAAGGCUGCUUCUGCAGAGCUGGCCCCUGAAGAGCCAAGGGCUGAAGGUGCAGAGCCGCCGAGGUCCCGGCGGGAGGCCUCCAACCCCAAGCGCGCUCCGGGAAGAAGCGAGGCCCUGGGAGGGAAAAGCCCAGCCAGCCCAGGGACACAGAGCGGCCCCAGCGCCAAGCGGGCAGUAUACCUCAAAGUGGCUCCCACUGAAGAGGAGGCAAAUGCCAGAGUCACUGGGAGCGUGGAGCCCAGCAAAGGGCAUAGCGGGAGGGUAGGCAGCCGCCGCAAUGGCAGAGCCAGCCAGAUCGAUGCACCCACGGCCCUUGUGGACCCCACACCGCCACUGGAGAAGGCUGUGGUUUUGGCCAAGGAGACUGUUCCUGUGGAGAUGCCACCUCUUGCAGCUACCACAGAGGUGUUCCCCCACCGCGUUGCCACCUGCGUGGAGAAAAGAGUCCUGCAGCCAGGCAGCUCUGCUGAGGCCUUGCGGGGCCGGGACUGCACGCCUGUCCUGGGAGAGAGCUCUAAGGCCAUCCCAGCGGCCACCCCUCCCCUGGGCAGAGAUGGUGAGAAGAGGGACUGGUCCAAGGAUGACGUGGCUCUGGAAGCAGCAGCUGAUGAGCCAGAGCCUUUUGUGAGCCUGACCUUUGUCAAGAAUGACUCAUACGAGAAGGGCAAUGACCUGGUGGUGGUGCAUGUCUACGUGAAGGAGAUCCACAAGGAGACGUCCAAGGUGUUAUUCCGGGAGCAGGACUUCACACUGGUGUUCCAGACGAGCGACACAAACUUCCUUCGCCUCCAUCCUGGCUGCGGGCCCCACACAGUGUUCCGGUGGCAGGUGAAGCUCAGGAACCUUAUUGAGCCGGACCAGUGCACAUACAACUUCACGGUGUCUCGCAUCGACGUCUGCCUGAAGAAACGCCAGAGCCAGCGCUGGGGGGGGCUGGAGGCUCCAGCCACACGAGGUGCAGUGGGUGGUGCAAAGGUUGCCAUGCCUACAGGCCCUACCCCUCUGGACAAGAACCCCCCCGGCAGUAACCAGCACCCACUGUCCAGCAAGGAGGAGGCCCGAGCCAGUGACAAAGAGAAGCCGCGCAUGGAAGAUGGGGGUCUGGAUGGUGUGGCAGCCCGUACGGCCCCAGAGCAUGUGGCAGUGAAGCAAGAGCCGCACAUCCCCUCACCCAAACCAACAUGCAUGGUGCCACCGAUGACACACAGCCCGGUGAGCACUGAGAGUGUGGAGGAUGAUGAAGAUGAGGACGAGAAGAAGAAGGUGUGCCUGCCUGGCUUCACGGGGUUGGUGAACCUGGGCAACACCUGCUUCAUGAACAGCGUCAUCCAGUCCCUGUCCAACACCCGGGAGCUGCGCGACUACUUCCAUGAUCGGUCCUUUGAGUCAGAAAUCAACUACAACAACCCGCUGGGGACGGGGGGACGCCUGGCCAUUGGCUUUGCCAUGCUGCUGCGAGCACUGUGGAAGGGCACACACCAUGCCUUCCAGCCCUCUAAACUGAAGGCAAUUGUGGCCAGCAAGGCCAGCCAGUUCACUGGCUAUGCCCAGCACGAUGCUCAGGAGUUCAUGGCCUUCCUCCUCGAUGGCCUGCACGAGGACCUCAACCGCAUCCAGAACAAGCCCUACACAGAGACUGUUGACUCGGAUGGGAGGCCUGAUGAGGUGGUAGCUGAGGAGGCUUGGCAGCGACACAAGAUGAGGAAUGACUCUUUCAUUGUGGACCUCUUCCAGGGCCAGUACAAAUCCAAGCUGGUGUGCCCGGUGUGUUCCAAGGUGUCCAUCACCUUCGACCCCUUCCUGUACCUCCCCGUUCCCCUCCCACAGAAGCAAAAGGUGCUGACUGUCUACUACUUUGCAAAGGAGCCGCACAAAAAACCCAUCAAGUUUCUCGUGAGUAUCAGCAAGGAGAACUCCAGUGCCAUGGAGGUACUUGACUCGGUGGCCCACAGCGUGCGUGUGAAACCAGAGAACCUGCGCCUGGCAGAGGUGAUCAAAAAUCGCUUCCACCGCAUGUUCCUGCCGUCCAACUCACUGGAUACAGUCUCCCCCACGGACCUGCUGCUCUGCUUUGAAGUGCUGUCCCCAGAGCUGGCCAAGGAGCGGGUGGUGGAGCUGCAGGUCCAGCAGCGUCCGCAGGUGCCCAGCGGCCCCGUCGCCAAGUGUGCAGCCUGCCAGAAGAAGCAGCUGCCGGAGGAUGAGAAGCUCAGGCGCUGCACAAGGUGUUAUCGAGUCGGUUACUGCAACGUGGCAUGUCAGAAAACACACUGGCCAGACCACAAGGCUUUGUGCCGCCCCGAGAACAUUGGUUUCCCCUUCCUCAUCAGCGUGCCGGAGUCCCGCCUCACCUAUGCCCGCCUGGCCCAGCUGCUGGAGGGCUAUGCAAGGUACUCAGUCAGCGUGUUCCAGCCUCCGUUCCAGCUGGGCCGGAUGUCGCCGGAGCAGGGGCUGCAGCCUCUGCUGCCAGACAAGCUGGAGCCCCUGGCCAAGAGCAGCUGUGCAGCGGCCACCUCUGCCCCUGAGCUGGGGGACGGGGACAGAGCUUCCAGCCUCCUGCAGGAGCCCCCACUCUCGCCAGCUGUGCCUGAGCUGCACCCAGAGCUGGGGGACACCAGCACUGUUCGGAGCAAGGUCCUGGCAGCCAGGAGUUCCCUGCUGAGCUUGGAUUCGGGCUUCUCUGAGCACAUGGAGUCGCAGGGCGACAGCUGUUGUGAGAAGGAGCCGUCCUAUGAAAGAGCCCUCAAGCCAGAAGCUGCCAUCCCUGGGUACCAACACACUCCAGACUCGCUGAGUGCCCGCGCCACGCAGUUCUACAUCAACAAAAUUGACGCUGCCAACCGAGAGCACAAGCUGGAAGAUAAAGGUGACACCCCCCUGGAGCUGACAGACGACUGCUCCCUUGCCCUGGUGUGGAAGAACAAUGAGCGCCUCAAGGAGUUCGUGUUGGUGGAGUCCAAAGAGCUGGAGUGUGUGGAGGACCCGGGCUCGGCCAGUGAAGCAGCCCGGGCUGGCCACUUCACCCUGGAGCAGUGCCUCAACCUCUUCACCAAGCCCGAAGUCCUGGCCCCGGAGGAAGCAUGGUACUGCCCCAAGUGCAAGCAGCACCGCGAGGCCUCCAAGCAGCUGAUGCUGUGGCGGCUGCCCAACGUCCUCAUCAUCCAGCUCAAGCGCUUCUCCUUCCGCAGCUUUAUUUGGAGGGACAAGAUCAACGACAUGGUGGACUUCCCCGUCCGGAGCCUGGACCUAAGCAAGUUCUGCAUCGGCCGGAAGGGUGAGCAGCAGCUGCCCAUGUAUGACCUGUACGCUGUGAUCAACCACUACGGAGGCAUGAUUGGGGGGCACUACACAGCGUACGCCCGCCUGCCCAACGACAAGAACAGCCAGCGCAGUGACGUGGGCUGGCGGCUUUUCGACGACAGCACAGUCACCACUGUGGAUGAGAGCCAGGUGGUAACCAGAUACGCGUAUGUCCUCUUUUACCGCCGGAGGAACUCUCCUGUGGAGAGACCCCUGCCAGGGCACCCCCCAGACCACCGAGCCGAGCGCACCCCCUCUGCCGAAGCUGCUGCCAGCCAGGCUUCUCUGAUCUGGCAGGAACUGGAGGCUGAAGAACAAGAGCUGCAGCUCGAGGCGCCCCAAAGGCCUGCAAGAAACUCCUGGAGGCCCCGUGGCCAGAAGCAGAGUCCGGGCACCCCCCAGCACCCAGACGAAGGCUGCGUCAGAUACUUUGUCCUGGCCACCACGGCCGCAAUUGUGGCCCUCUUCCUGAACGUCUUCUACCCGCUCAUUUACCAGACCCGCUGGAGAUAGGCAUGGGCGUGCAGCCAGCUGCGGGAGCAGGGCUGCUGAGGCACGCGCCGUCCUAGGACGCUACGCGACGAAGACAUCGGGCAGCAGAACAGAAACUGCCGGGAAGGACUUGCCAAGGGAAGUAUGGGGCCGUCGGCUCCUGCCUGUCUGCUCUGGCAUCUCCUGUGCCAGCUGGCAGGGCUGCGUGGCCAGCCCGCUGCCUUGCCAAGGCACAGCCCAGAACCAGGAGCCCCUCUGCCCUCCCUCACCCUUGCUGCCCGCUGGGAGCGGGACAGACCUCGUGGCUACCUGCUGCUCAGGAGGGGACGUUGACGCUGCAGCACGGACGGGGCCUGGGAACCCCCUGGGAACAGCGACCGCCUCUGCUUGGCUCCCAAGAAAGAAGCGGAGACCUGCCAGGAGGCUGCAGCAAGGGCAGGAUGCCCUGACACGGGUCCUGGUCCGGCCGCCUCGCCCAGCUGUGUUGCUGCGGGAGCCUUGUGCUCCCUGGGGCUGGCGCAACCCACGGCUUCUGGGCCAGCCCUCUUGCCGGCCUCCCCCUGAGCCUUCUGGUGCCAGCUGCCCAUGCACCAGGAGUUGUGCGCAUCGCACCCCCAUGCUGGGGCUGAAUGGGCUUGUCACCGAGGGCCUGUGUGCUUCCCUGCUCAGCCAGAGGCU
Messenger RNA from Aptenodytes forsteri (emperor penguin), 5234 nucleotides. RefSeq names its product ubiquitin specific peptidase 19 (gene USP19). Gene Ontology annotation, molecular function: cysteine-type deubiquitinase activity. The transcript has 27 exons. The record is from RefSeq and is a predicted model, not a curated record. Gene Ontology annotation, biological process: protein deubiquitination. NCBI's taxonomy places the organism in Eukaryota, Metazoa, Chordata, Aves, Sphenisciformes, Spheniscidae. The coding region runs from base 273 to 4577 and encodes 1434 amino acids.